CUGCGGAGCUCAGGUGAGCACAGCGCGGCUCCAGCAUGUCCAAGUCCGGCCGUCUGCCCUCUGAAAGCUCGCUUCCUCGUCUGGACAGCGACGAUGCGGACUCGCAGUGCUCCGACGACCUGAUGGGCUCCCAGUCCCGGCUGUGGCUGAUGAACAUGGGGGCCCUGGGGAUCCCGCUGGAUGGCGGAGAGGUGGACACGGUGGGCCACGACGGGCUGUGCGUGGACUACCACUUCCCGGUGGGAAGGCUGGAGAUGAUGGAGGCCGGAGUCAGAUGGAUGCGACCAAAGGAGCUUUGUUCUUCGCCCAAGUUCAUCGUGGACGGAGCUUCACGGCUCGACAUCUGCCAGGGGAAACUCAGUGACUGCUGGGUGCUCUCCGCCAUAGCAUCUCUGGCGAAUCACCCUGAACUCCUGAAGAAGGUCGUUCCUCUCAAUCAGAGCUUCCAGGACGGCUACAAAGGCAGGUUCUCCUUCAGAUUCUGGCAGUAUGGGCAGUGGGAGGAGGUGAGGAUUGACGACUUGCUGCCAACGUCCAGCAACAAGCUGAUCUACCUCAGCUCCCCCGAAAAGAACGAGUUCUGGAGCUCUCUGCUGGAAAAGGCCUACGCAAAGCUGAAAGGCGGCUACAGAGCGCUGGAACUGGGUCACCCUCAUGAGGCCAUGGUGGACAUGACCGGCGGAGUGACUGAGGUCUUCAGCCUCCCCUUGGUGUCCAAAGACCUGCCGGAGCUCCUCAGGAGCCUGCUGGCCAAAGGAGCGCUCAUCAACUGUGCCAACAGCAAGGGUGAGCUGGGGAAGAAGAAUGAGAUGGGAAUCAUGUACCGACAUGCCUACUCCCUGACUGCGGUGGAGAAGGUGAAAACAACUGAUGGGUUUAAAGAUUUGGUGCGAAUCCUUAAUCCAUGGGGCCACACGGAGUGGGAAGGGCCCUGGAGCGACUACGACGGGAUCGAGUGGACGAAGGUGAGCGCUGAGGAGCAGAAACGACUGGGACGGGUCCGGCAGCGGGACGGGGAGUUCUGGAUGUCGGUGUCAGACUUCCAGCUGCACUUUGACGCGAUGGAGGUGUGUCACCUGACGGAGGCGCAGAGCGCGCCCGGCUCUGACGUGUCGCCGUGGAAGUGCGUCAUGCAUCACGGAGCCUGGAUGCCGAACAUCACAGCUGGAGGACAUCCUGAAAGCAACUUCUUCUGGCAGAAUCCCCAGUUCCUUUUGGUUCUGUCGGAGGUGGACAGAAACAGCCAAAAAGGCUGCUCCUUUGUUGUGGCCGUCAUGCAGAAAUAUCAGAGACGCCGAGGCAUUAAUCUCGCUGUGGGCCUGCAUAUAUACCCGGCUCAUCCUCAGAACAACUUCCUGUCAGCGGAGGAUCUGCGGAAAGGCUUCCUCUGCUGGACGCACUACUCGACGUGGCCGGAGGUCGUCCUCCGCACCUCGCUCCCUCCGGGUCGCUACAUCAUCAUCCCCUCGACCUCUGAACCCAACCAGCAGGGGGAGUUCCUGCUCAGGGUUCUGACGGAGCCGGGCAGCGACGCCACUCCGGCUCACAAGCCGACGCCGCUCGACGUUUUGUCGAAGAGAGAGCGUUCGUUUCCUCACCAGGCGGCGCUGCCAUCAGACGCAGCCAUCAGAAAGCUUUUCCAGCGGCACAGCAACCAGGAGGGUUUGUGUAAACCUGUGCGGCUGCAGCGGCUGCUGACCGAGGCGCUGCAGGAUGGAGUGUUGGCAGGAAGUGAGCGGUACCUUUCUCUGGAGCACUGCAAGAGCCUGGUGGUCCUGAUGGACAGCCAAGGCAAAGCGAAGCUGAACUGGUCCGACUUCCAGCUGCUGUGGGACAAAAUCAGGAAGUGGACGGAUAUCUUCCUGGUCCAUGACACGAAUAAAACUCACCACCUGGAGUACAAAGAGGUCGAACCGGCCCUGAAGGCAGCAGGCAUCAUGGUGAAUGAUCUGGUGAUGCAGCUGGUGGGACUGAGAUACACGGAGAGCGACCUGACCAUCAGCUACCCCGGCUUCCUGUUCCUGCUCAUGAAGAUGGAGAGCAUGAUCCACAAAUUUCAAGUUCAUGACGUAAUGGGACUCGGAACCAUAACAAUCAGCUACACACAGUGGCUCCACAUGACCCUGUACAACUGAGGCGGACCCGCUGCACCCGGAUCCACUUCGUUUCGCUUCCUUUUCAUUUUAUUCUCCCACAUGUGAAACUUUUAUUCUCCGUGAUCAGAAUCUGCUCAUUUAGAUCUUUGGAAGAAAUUUUAAAUUUCAUUUAUUACCAAUUUAAUCCAAUUUUAAGCAUCGAAUGUUGAGUCUGGUGAAAAUAUUUCAAUAAUUAAUAAAUUCAGCUUUUAUUGAUUA
Molecule: messenger RNA, 2354 nt
Organism: Poecilia reticulata (guppy)
Lineage: Eukaryota; Metazoa; Chordata; Actinopteri; Cyprinodontiformes; Poeciliidae
Product: calpain-9
Biological process (GO): proteolysis
Cellular component (GO): cytoplasm
Molecular function (GO): calcium-dependent cysteine-type endopeptidase activity; calcium ion binding
Source: RefSeq, a predicted model, not a curated record